AUGCAAUGUCCGCGGGUGAAGCGGGUUCUUUUUCUGCUACAUUCUGUUUUGUUUUUGGCAGCAAGCCAUGUCGAGUUCUCUCUGCCUGGCAGCCUCCUCUCUCCAUAUGCAGAACCAGGUCAGUAUGUCACAGUUGUUACAACUAGGCUAUAAUAACUGCAACAAUGUUGCGAUUUUACUGUCGCAAUUUCACUUGCAUGCAUAAUUCAAUGCAACAGCACAAAACGUAGUUUAUAGCCAUUGCAAGUUUAAAGCAUGAAUUAGCGCAUAUUUUUUGCCAAGUGGCAGUCUGUUUUUUAUCAAUUAUCUUUAUUAAUUGAAUUCUCGUUAAAUUACCGUGUAGGCUAUUGAUAAUUCCACUGUAGUUCAUUUUCCUUUUUAUCCUCAGGUCGCUUUCUCCAGUCUCAGUCAGAUGUGUCCGUGGUCCAUCCAGUCAAAGUUUUCAGAGAUGGACAGUUUCUCUCCCACUCUCUGGCACACCGCUUUGAGCACGGGCGGCAUAAGCGAGACUUGGGGCCUUUGGAGGGACGCGUUUAUUAUAAGGUGAACUAUAAGGGUCGCGAUUUGGUUUUCAAUCUAACAGUCAACAACUAUUUGGUGUCGAACGAUUAUAUUCUAGAGAGACGAAAUGGGAGUGUGAACCGGACUGAGCACCAUACCACAGGAGAGAACGCGUGCCACCUGAUCGGCACCGUGACGGAUUCUACUAAUGCGCGAGGGACAGCCGCAAUCAGCACAUGUGAAAGCUUG
Coregonus sp. 'balchen' is the source of this 750-nucleotide messenger RNA. The record is from the annotation of a GenBank genome assembly. Lineage: Eukaryota; Metazoa; Chordata; Actinopteri; Salmoniformes; Salmonidae.